GUCUAGAGCGCAAAAAAGCUUCGGAGAGAAGCGUGGAGCGCGCGCAGUGUCGCUGUCCGAUCACCUCGACUUCACUGUCUCGCUCUCACUCACACACUCACUCACACACUCACACACACACACACGCACAGAGGUAGCUCCUCCAUACCGAAACCUCUACUCUUCAGUGCGCACAUAAAUAUGACCGCGCUUCACCAUCCGUCCGGAUUAACGCCCGUGUAAGCGUUCCUCUGCCGCACGCGCCCUCCAAGCCGCUAACCGUUCACCCGUCUUUCCCUCGUGGUUAUGGGGUCCAUCAUGGCGUCUGAGUCUUAACCGGUGUGUAACGCGGAUACCGGGUGGAUCUAUGUUCCUCGGAGAAGAAGAAAGGUCGAAGGGAAAUUAGCGGAAGUUUGAGAUCGGGAAAGAGGAUGCGGGCUGCGUGCUGGUGCGCCGUCUUUCUCCUCACACCGGCGCUGUGUCUGGUUUCAAGUGUUCAUGGUUCCAUCCCAGGGAAGUCAGAGCUACUUAAGUCAGGGAGCCCCAAAUCAACAUUAAAGCACAUAUGGACAGAAAGCACCAAGGACUUGUCCAUCAGUCGUCUGCUGUCACAGACUCUGAAUGGGAAGGAGAACGCCACUGCCCUGGAUCUUCGCUAUGAAACGCCAGAGCCCUAUUCAGAAUGGGACUUAUGGGACUGGCUGAGGAAUGCCACCGACCUCCAGGACUCGAGGCCCAGGGCCAAAAGGCGGCCCAUGGUCAAGACAGGAAAAUUCAAGAAGAUGUUUGGCUGGGGAGACUUCCACUCCAACAUCAAGACAGUCAAGCUCAACCUUCUCAUCACCGGCAAGAUUGUCGACCACGGCAAUGGUACCUUCAGUGUUUAUUUCCGCCACAACUCAACAGGCCAGGGCAAUGUAUCUGUUAGUCUAGUGCCGCCGACCAAGAUCGUGGAGUUUGAUGUGACAGCGCAGCAGUCAGUCAUUGAUGCCAAGGACUCCAAGUCCUUCAACUGCCGCAUUGAGUAUGAGAAAGUUGAAAAGGGCUCCAAGAACACGCUGUGCAACUAUGACCCGUCCAAGACGUGCUUCCAGGAGCAGACACAGAGCCAUGUCUCCUGGCUCUGCUCAAAGCCCUUCAAAGUCAUCUGCAUCUACAUCUCCUUCUACAGCACCGACUACAAGCUGGUUCAGAAAGUCUGCCCGGACUAUAAUUACCACAGCGACACUCCCUAUUUCCCCUCGGGCUGAUGGAUGCCACUGAUGCAAAGGACACAGGCAAAGAUGGGACUCUCUCUACCCAAACACCAACCACAACAAAUAUGUGUUUCUUGUACCUUCAAAACAUGUGACCCAGAACUAAAUAAAUAUUUCAGAUGGAUUUUUUUUUUUUUGGCAAACAUAUUUUACAACUGUAAUUCUGAUGGUUUAAAGUGUCAGUCUGGUUUACAAUUUAGAAUAUUUGUAAUUGUUAUUGUUUUAGUUGGUUUUAUUAAUGAAAAUGUUGAAUAGAUACAAUGUCAGGGUAUUAAAUUUGUAGGGGUAGUAAAUUAUGCCAAUUGCUAACUGUUUGUUUGUUUGU
Molecule: messenger RNA, 1560 nt
Organism: Tachysurus fulvidraco (yellow catfish)
Lineage: Eukaryota; Metazoa; Chordata; Actinopteri; Siluriformes; Bagridae
Gene: nxph1
Product: neurexophilin 1
Exons: 2
Coding region: 411-1229 (272 amino acids)
Molecular function (GO): signaling receptor binding
Source: RefSeq, a predicted model, not a curated record